This is a messenger RNA of Triticum turgidum subsp. durum (durum wheat), 1449 nucleotides long. The record is from the annotation of a GenBank genome assembly. Lineage: Eukaryota; Viridiplantae; Streptophyta; Magnoliopsida; Poales; Poaceae.
AUGGUUCUUUCUGUCAAUAUGAAAGCGUACAUGGUCUUAUCUGACAAAAAUUCCCAGUCUGACGUGCACGAAUUGCAUAGUGCUGACAGGAGAUGUAACUGGUUGGAUCAUGCUUGGAUGAUGCAUUCAUUCGAUAAUAAUCUCAAGGAAAGCUUGCAUCAACAAAACUGGAGUAAAUAUUUUCAAGCAUUGUUUUGGGGGAAGUUGUUCCAUGUCAUUUUCUUGAUCACCUCAAUGGAGGUCCCACUGAAAAGGAACAUCAUAUUUUUUGAUCAGCUCAAUGGAGGAGCCAUGAUACCUGCUGUGAAGCUCUCUCCGGCCGCCUUCUCUGUCACCAAUCAACGGUCUAAAUCAGCUUUGGUUCCGUCGGUGUCCAUUCUCAACAUGAAACAAAUUGCCUCCUGCUCCCUUAGACCACUCUACCUCACACGGCUAGAUGACCCACACACUUCCGAGCUGAAGCCUCGGAGGCAGCUGCUUGACUUCAGGUGUGCAGCUUCAGCGGCUGAUGACAAGGAGUCGAAGGCUGAGGUGGUGCCAGCCAGCUCAGAAGCAGCACAAAAGUUGAAGAUCUCAAUCUAUUUUGCGACUUGGUGGGCGCUUAAUGUGAUCUUUAACAUCUAUAACAAGAAGGUUCUCAAUGCUUUCCCGUAUCCCUGGCUCACCUCCACACUAUCCCUCGCCUGUGGCUCAGCGAUGAUGCUCUUCUCAUGGGUCACCUGCCUAGUUGAGGCCCCCAAGACUGACUUAGAUUUCUGGAAAGCACUCUUCCCGGUUGCUGUGGCUCAUACAAUUGGACAUGUUGCUGCCACAGUGAGCAUGUCAAAGGUGGCAGUGUCAUUCACACACAUUAUCAAGAGUGCUGAGCCUGCAUUCAGUGUUUUGGUGUCAAGGUUCAUUCUCGGAGAGUCAUUUCCGAUGCCUGUAUAUCUUUCUCUUCUCCCGAUCAUUGGUGGUUGUGGUCUAGCUGCUGCGACAGAGCUGAACUUUAAUAUGGUUGGAUUUAUGGGUGCCAUGAUAUCGAACCUUGCAUUUGUUUUCCGCAACAUCUUCUCGAAGCGGGGCAUGAAAGGGAAGUCUGUCAGUGGCAUGAAUUACUACGCUUGCCUUUCAAUUAUGUCCCUGAUCAUACUCGCACCAUUUGCUAUUGCUAUGGAAGGCCCCCAAAUGUGGGCCGCUGGAUGGCAAAAGGCUCUUGCAGAUGUUGGCCCCAACGUUCUCUGGUGGAUUGGUGCACAGAGCGUUUUCUACCACCUGUAUAACCAGGUGUCCUACAUGUCUUUGGACCAGAUUUCUCCAUUGACGUUUAGCAUUGGCAAUACAAUGAAGCGCAUAUCAGUUAUUGUUUCGUCAAUCAUUAUCUUCCGUACACCUGUCCGCCCUGUAAAUGCACUAGGAGCUGCCAUUGCCAUCUUUGGCACAUUCCUGUACUCUCAGGCAAAGCAGUGA